CGCAGACGGCCUUACCUACUCCAUAGUCUAAGGCAGGGGCCUUCUGUUGCUUGAGUCAUAACGGAAACUGCCCCGCCGACGGAAGCGCUGGAACAUCGUUCUGCUUUACCAUGGCACCUACACAAUCAUUACCGCCGUCUUUGGAUGAUCUUCUAGUAUUUGCAAAGGCAAACUGGCAGUUGGUGCUGCCGGUCGUCGUCAUCAUCUUGGCUUUGGCGCUGGUGUUACUGCUGAAGAGGCCGAAAGAAAAAAAGCCUUUCCUUGACCCAAGCGAGUUCAAGCCGUUACCGCUCACAGAGAAAACCUAUAUAACACAUAACACUGUGCGUCUCCGAUUCUCACUACCGGAUCCUAAGCAACGUUUAGGGCUGCCCAUCGGUCAGCACAUUACGUUCCUUGCGAAAGGUGACGAUGGGAAGGACAUUUACCGGCCUUACACCCCGGUUUCCGAUGAUGACCAGCUGGGCAGCGUCGAUUUCGUCAUCAAGAUCUACCCUCAAGGGAAAAUGUCGCAAGUGAUCGCUAAAAUGCGAGUUGGAGAUACAAUGCUUAUGAAAGGUCCUAAGGGCCGCUUCAUCUACGCGCCUAACAUGGUGAAGAAUUUUGGCAUGCUGGCGGGCGGCACGGGCAUCACGCCCAUGUUUCAGGUGCUCAAUGCAGUCCUCAAGGACCCCAAGGAUCGUACCCGCAUAACACUUUUGUACGGUAAUUUGACGGAGGAUGAUAUCCUGCUUCGCAAGGAGCUCGAUCAGCUUGUAGCCAUGCACGGUGACCGCCUGUCCGUAUUUCACGUGCUCAACAACCCGCCGGCGAGCGGCUGGCAGGGGGGCAGCGGCUUCAUCACUAAGGAAAUGAUUGCGGAGCGCCUACCGGCCCCUGGCCCUGGUCAUAUGGUUCUCCGCUGUGGGCCCACCCCCAUGUGCAACGCCAUGAAGCAGCAUCUGGACGAAUUGGGAUUCGGGGAGGAGGCGCAGUUUCAGUUUUGAGCAAUGCUGUUUAGCAACACGUGAUUAGGUGCUAUGGCUUCGGAAGCGCUGAAUAAUUGGUUUCGAUGGGCGCUGUCCUUAUUACAGCAGGAUGUUUGUGGAGGAAAAAGCAUUGGCUGGGAGGCGAUAAUGUUUUGCGGCGAGACUGCGAGAUCGAGGACGCCGCGGCGGUUAGCUUGGUGUUGUGCUGUGCGGCUACCGGGGGCUCGAGGCAGCGGUAGCAGGAGCGUGGAGGAUUUGGGAUGUUGAUGACGUUGCGAGGCUUGAAACGUUGGGAAGCAGGUUGACGCAAGAUCGCAGUGGCAAGGGGAAAGAUGUUUCCUAAGCCGCUUUUGAAAAUGGUACAGUAGUGGUAUUGGGUGUUGUCAGCGAUCACGCGCGUUAUGUAUGGCCGCGGAAGGUGGGACGAUCUGUAUGUAUGCGAGAAUAUUUCUCUCUCGCUGGUAAGGGAUAUGGCAAAGAUUUCGGCCGUGCAAAAUUUGCAAGGAUGGGCAGGUACUCACAGAUUGAAAGAGGUAAUGAUACAAGGCU
This is a messenger RNA of Volvox carteri f. nagariensis, 1517 nucleotides long. RefSeq names its product NADH-cytochrome b5 reductase (gene cbr1). Lineage: Eukaryota; Viridiplantae; Chlorophyta; Chlorophyceae; Chlamydomonadales; Volvocaceae. The coding region runs from base 111 to 986 and encodes 291 amino acids. The transcript has 5 exons. Gene Ontology annotation, biological process: electron transport chain. Gene Ontology annotation, molecular function: cytochrome-b5 reductase activity, acting on NAD(P)H. The record is from RefSeq and is a predicted model, not a curated record.